Molecule: messenger RNA, 177 nt
Organism: Aspergillus melleus
Lineage: Eukaryota; Fungi; Ascomycota; Eurotiomycetes; Eurotiales; Aspergillaceae
Exons: 1
Coding region: 1-177 (58 amino acids)
Source: RefSeq, a predicted model, not a curated record
AUGCAAAUCUUCCAAACCCUCCUCACCACCGCCCUCCUGGCCACUUCCUUCGUCGCCGCCCGUCCCGCCGAACACAGCAAUGUCGUCCGCGACUCCGAGCUGUUCGUGCGUGAGCCUUUGAAGAGCUGUAUUGGUGUAUGUUCCUCUUUCUCUUCUUUCCCCUCUAUUAGAAGAUAA